Messenger RNA from Mangifera indica (mango), 983 nucleotides. RefSeq lists its product as uncharacterized. NCBI's taxonomy places the organism in Eukaryota, Viridiplantae, Streptophyta, Magnoliopsida, Sapindales, Anacardiaceae. Gene Ontology annotation, molecular function: ubiquitin protein ligase activity; zinc ion binding. The record is from RefSeq and is a predicted model, not a curated record. The transcript has a single exon. The coding region runs from base 46 to 756 and encodes 236 amino acids.
CAACUUCAUUUCCAAGGCCUCUUAACUUUCUAUCCUGUCCCAAAAAUGGAGUCUGUUGGCUCCUCUUCAACUCCUCCCUACCACCAAAAUCACCGCUUAGGACCCACCCAACCCGUCACCAGCCGAAUCAGCCGAGCCCUCCGCCAUGGGCUGCGCCUCCUUCACCGGUCUGACUCUCUCUUUUUUAUUUUAGGCGCCACUGGAAAUGUUUACACCGUUAACUUAUCCUCCGCCCCGUCGUGCACGUGCCCUGAUAGCUUUACCCCGUGCAAACACAUACUAUUUGUGUUGGUACGAGUCCUUGGCGUUUCUCUUGAUGAAACGUGUCUCCGGCGGAGGACUCUCCGUCCCUGGAAACUCAACCGUUUACUUGCCACACCCACAUCGCCGGAAGCACUGGCGGCGGCUGGCCUCCGUCAUAGAUUUCAUAAACUCUUCUUUCGAGAAAGGAAUGAAAAUGGUUCAGAGGGAUCAGUUGAAAUAAAAGAUGGAAGUGUGUGUCCUGUGUGUCUUGAAGAGAUGGGGAAGGAGGAGAGAGUGGUGUGUUGUGAGACGUGUAAGAACUUGAUUCAUGAAGAAUGCUGGAUGAGGUGGAAGAUGAGUGGACGGAGGAGAUGGGCUAGUUGUGUGGUUUGUCGUUCAAGGUGGAGAGAUAGGAGUGAUGAAGAGAAAUAUCUGAAUUUGGCACCUUACCUUCAAGAGGAGGACGAAAAUGUGGCGGAAUCCAGCGGCGGCGGCUGUCUCUGUGGUGGUUAGACAUUUAAAUUUAUAUUAAUUUGCCUGAAAAUCUGAGACCAGAAUGUAGAAUCUUAAAAUUGUAUCAGGUUCUUUGAUUCAUCUGUAAAUACAAUCACUCACUAGGUUGAUCUUUCAUUCAUGUCAAUAUAUGGGUUCACCUUAGAGUGAAGAUCAAGAUUCAGAAAUAUUGUAUAAAAAUUAUGCCAUGUUCUUUCAUUUUCUAACAUAACUUAUUGCCAAGUUAA